This is a messenger RNA of Rhinocladiella mackenziei CBS 650.93, 459 nucleotides long. RefSeq lists its product as uncharacterized. The record is from RefSeq and is a predicted model, not a curated record. Gene Ontology annotation, biological process: protein localization to phagophore assembly site; protein lipidation; nucleophagy. NCBI's taxonomy places the organism in Eukaryota, Fungi, Ascomycota, Eurotiomycetes, Chaetothyriales, Herpotrichiellaceae. The transcript is spliced from 3 exons. Bases 1 to 459 code for a protein of 152 amino acids. Gene Ontology annotation, cellular component: extrinsic component of membrane; cytosol; phagophore assembly site membrane. Gene Ontology annotation, molecular function: phosphatidylinositol-3-phosphate binding; protein binding; phosphatidylinositol-3,5-bisphosphate binding.
AUGGCUAUGAAUUUUGUCACCUUCAACCAGGACUAUAGCCACCUGGCUGUAGGAACCUCGAGAGGAUUUCGCAUCUUCACCACCGAUCCAUUUGAAAAGUGCUUCGAAUCCCGAGACGCCGGCAACAUUGCCAUACUCGAAAUGCUCUUCUCUUCCUCCCUUGUCGCUCUAAUAUUGUCUCCGAGAAGACUUCAAAUCAAAAAUACCAAACGAGAUUCUAUCAUUUGCGAACUCACAUUCCCGACCACGGUCCUGUCAGUGCGGUUGAACAGAAAGAGACUGGUGAUUGUGCUGGAAGACCAGAUAUACCUUUAUGACAUCCAAAAUAUGAAUUUGCUUUACACCAUCGAGACAUCUCCCAAUCCUACAGGCAAGACGAUCCCUGUUGAGCACGCCGAGCUUGACAAUCGGUUUACUGACAGCAUGUCCAGCCAUCUGCGCCCUCUCGCCCUCGUCUGA